CUUGUCUGUCCAUUGCUGGCCUAUCUUUCUCUGGCCCCCUCUCUCACUCUCAGCAGCUGUCUCUCACAGGCCCGCUGCCCUGCCUUUUCUUUGCCUCCUGCUCCGCCUGCCUGGGUGGCCGCCAUGGGUCGGAAGCGGUUCAUCACAGACUCCUACCCUGUUGUGAAGAAGAGGGAGGGGCCCCCUGGGCACAACAAGGGGGAGCUGGCACCCGAGCUAGGGGAAGACACCCAGUCCCUCAGCCAGGAGGAAACAGAGCUGGAGUUGCUGAGGCAGUUUGACCUGGCCUGGCAGUAUGGGCCUUGCACAGGUAUCACAAGGCUGCAGCGCUGGCAUCGGGCAGAGCAGAUGGGCUUGAAGCCCCCCGUAGAGGUGUACCAAGUGUUGAAGACACAUCCUGAAGACUCUCGCUUCCAAUGCAGCCUCUGGCAUCUCUACCCACUCUGAGGUACCACCUAGGUUGUCCCCUUGGCAUCUCCUAGCCACCAAGAACUUCAGGGCAGACAUCAUGGCUUUCUCUGAUCACCAUUCCAUUUUUGGAUAACAAGUUAGCAGGCUGACUUUGGAGGUCUUCCUGGUCCAGCUUCUUAUCUGUCUACACAACAGGCUACUGAAGCUCCUGGGGACCUGAGAAGCCGAGCAGAGCACCUCCAAGCUCUAAUCAUGAGCACUAGAUGUCUGCCACACCCUCUCUGACCUAUGGUGUGGCAAAUCCAGCACAGUCUGGCAUAAAGCCAGAUGUAGUCAGGGCCCACCUAGGGCAUCUUGCUGAGAACACAACUGGCUGAGUUCUUAAUCAAAAAGUUCACUAAUGCUUACAAUAAAGUAUAUUAAGCCUGAAA
Rattus norvegicus (Norway rat) is the source of this 842-nucleotide messenger RNA. RefSeq names its product DNA polymerase delta 4, accessory subunit (gene Pold4). Gene Ontology annotation, cellular component: delta DNA polymerase complex; nucleus. Gene Ontology annotation, biological process: DNA-templated DNA replication; DNA replication; DNA synthesis involved in DNA repair. The record is from RefSeq and is marked provisional. NCBI's taxonomy places the organism in Eukaryota, Metazoa, Chordata, Mammalia, Rodentia, Muridae.